CGCAUACGGUCACAUUCGAAUACAGUUGGCAGAAUCAAAGCAAUAUCAUGUUUAUAACACGCAAUAUUACCAAAGCUGUGAACGUUGCCGUGCGCGGCAAGCAUUCGCUGCCCAAGUUGCCUUACGAGUAUGCCGCUCUGGAGCCAAUUAUUAGCCGUGAGAUUAUGGAGCUGCAUCAUACAAAGCAUCACCAGACCUAUGUCAACAAUUUGAAUGCCGCCGAGGAGCAGUUGGAGGAUGCCAAGUGCAAGAGCGAUACUACGAAGAUCAUACAAUUGGCGCCUGCUCUACGCUUCAAUGGCGGUGGUCAUAUCAAUCACACCAUUUUCUGGCAGAAUCUCUCCCCCACCAAGUCCACACCCAGCGAUGACCUAAAGAAAGCAAUUGAAUCGCAGUGGAAGAGCCUGGAUGAGUUCAAAAAGGAAAUGAGUGCAUUGACUGUGGCCGUGCAGGGCUCCGGCUGGGGCUGGUUGGGCUACAACAAGAAGAGCGGCAAAUUGCAGAUCGCUGCCUUGCCCAAUCAGGAUCCCUUGGAGGCAUCCACUGGAUUGAUUCCAUUGUUUGGCAUUGAUGUCUGGGAGCAUGCUUACUACUUGCAGUACAAGAAUGUGCGUCCCUCGUAUGUUGAGGCCAUCUGGGAAAUUGCCAAUUGGGAUGACAUUUCUUGCCGUUUCCAGGAGGCCAAGAAACUGACCUAACUGUAUAACAAUAUGUGUGUUUAAACUAAUCAUUGAGCCAGAGGUUCUCUUAUUGUAGUCUGCAAAGCAUUGCUAAUAAAUUGGUAAACCUAUAAAAAUUA
Molecule: messenger RNA, 799 nt
Organism: Drosophila busckii
Lineage: Eukaryota; Metazoa; Arthropoda; Insecta; Diptera; Drosophilidae
Gene: Sod2
Product: superoxide dismutase [Mn], mitochondrial
Exons: 3
Coding region: 48-698 (216 amino acids)
Biological process (GO): superoxide metabolic process
Cellular component (GO): mitochondrion
Molecular function (GO): superoxide dismutase activity; metal ion binding
Source: RefSeq, a predicted model, not a curated record